Marchantia polymorpha subsp. ruderalis is the source of this 405-nucleotide messenger RNA. The record is from the annotation of a GenBank genome assembly. NCBI's taxonomy places the organism in Eukaryota, Viridiplantae, Streptophyta, Marchantiopsida, Marchantiales, Marchantiaceae.
AUGUACACAGCAGCAUCGUACUAUACUGCGGCAUCAUCCGCAUACAGGCUUCUGUACCGCUGUAUGUGCCGCGCUGCGUAUGAGCCGUAUGAAUGGCUGGGUCGGGUCGGGGCGAGUGGCUCAUACAAUACGGUGGUGAUGGUGUUGCAUCGCGCAUGGGGAAGUGUGCACGGAGAAGAAGAGGCGAAAGGAGGAGGAGGGGGAGGAGGAGGAGAGAAAAGCAAAGACGAUGGCAGCGGGCGAUGUGGUGGACGGACAGGGCGAGGGAGGGAGUUAGAUCAGGGCAUCGCUCUGAAGGCAGCAGCAGCAGCGGCACAGAGGAGAAGAAGGAUUGGGAGGGGAUCGGAAGAGUUCCUGCGCGGUGCACUGUUGCGAAAGGAUCAUCGCUCAGAAGGCUGGCUGUAG